UGUUUUGUCCACAGAAACCAACAGGAGAGAUCAGAGUCAGAGAUUCUCAGUGGUCAGUCUUCCCAGAGUCAUCAAACAGACCUGGCCUCCAUAUUCAGUAUGCUUGAAGAUAAAAUUAUGACAUUUGUGAAGAACGAGCUGAAGAUGUUCAAGAGGAUUCUUAGUCCAGAACUCCCAGAAGGCUUUGAGAGUCAGAAGCAGGAUAAGGAAGUGGUGGAUGCUGAAGAUGAGCAGCAGGAGAGCAGUGCCAGAGAGGGGGCUCUGAAGAUCACACUGCACAUCCUGAGGAAAAUGAACCAGAAGGAGCUUGCUGACACACUGGAGAAAUAUUCAGAUGAGCUUGCUGUGAUUUGCCAACGUGAACUCAAAUCUAAUCUAAAGAAGAAGUUUCAAUGUGUAUUUGAGGGGAUCGCUAAACAAGGAAACCCAACACUUCUCAAUAAGAUCUACACAGAGCUCUACAUCACAGAGGGUGGAACAGGAGAGGUCAAUAAUGAACAUGAGCUGAGACAGAUUGAGACAACAACCAGGAAACAAGCAAGACCAGAGACUGCAAUCAAAUGUAAUGACAUCUUCAAACCCUUAACUGGACAAGACAAACCUAUCAGAACUGUGCUGACAAAGGGGAGUCGCUGGCAUUGGAAAAACAGUCUCUGUGCAGAAGUUCAUUCUGGACUGGGCUGAAGGAAAAGCAAAUCAGGAUGUCCAAUUUGUAUUUUCAAUCCCUUUUCGGGAGCUGAAUUUGAUGAAAGAGGACAAACACACUUUCAUUGAACUUCUCAAUCACUUCUCAAUGGAAACCAAACAAUCAAGAAUCUCCAUCUACAACAAGUACAAAGUUCUGUUCAUAUUUGACGGUCUGGAUGAGUGCCGACUGCCCCUAGACUUCCAGAAGAACAAGAUCUGUUGGGACGUCACAGAGUCAACCUCAGUGGAUGUUCUGCUGACAAAUCUCAUCAAGGGAAAUCUGCUUCCCUCUGCUCUCCUCUGGAUAACUACCCGACCUGCAGCAGCCAAUAAGAUCCCUUCAGGGUGUGUUGACCAGGUGACAGAGGUACGAGGGUUCAAUGACCCACAGAAGGAGGAGUACUUCAGGAAGAGAUUCAGUGAUGAGGACCUGGCCAGCAGAAUCAUCUCACACAUAAAGACAUCAAGGAGCCUCCACAUCAUGUGCCACAUUCCAGUCUUCUGUUGGAUUUCUGCAACAGUCCUUGAACACAUGCUGAAACAUAAGAGAGAAGAGAUGCCCAAGACUCUGACUGAGAUGUACACACACCUUGUGGUGUUUCAUACCAAACAGAAGAAUGCAAAGUAUCUUGUGAAAGAAGAGACAGGUCCACACUGGAAUAAAGAGAGCAUUCUGUCACUGGGAAAACUGGCUUUUCAACAGCUUGUGAAUGGCAAUCUGAUUUUCUAUGAAGAAGACCUGGAGGAGGCUGGCAUUGAUGUCAAUGAAGCCUCAGUGUACUCAGGAUUGUGCACACAGCUCUUUAAAGAGGAAUGUGUGCUGUACCAGGACAAGGUGUACUGCUUUGUUCAUCUGAGCAUUCAGGAGUUUCUGGCUGCUGUAUAUGUGUUCCUCUCAUUCAUCAACAACAAUGAGAAUCUAAUGGACAAACUGCAAACAAAGUCCAGUGUCUUUUCUUCACUGUUCAGAGAAAAGUUACUGAAGUUACUUUCUACAAGAGUG
Oncorhynchus nerka (sockeye salmon) is the source of this 1690-nucleotide messenger RNA. RefSeq names its product NACHT, LRR and PYD domains-containing protein 3-like. The transcript has 3 exons. NCBI's taxonomy places the organism in Eukaryota, Metazoa, Chordata, Actinopteri, Salmoniformes, Salmonidae. Bases 100 to 684 code for a protein of 194 amino acids. Gene Ontology annotation, biological process: intracellular signal transduction. The record is from RefSeq and is a predicted model, not a curated record.